UUUUCAUGGAAAUUUGGCAUUUUAUGAAAAAAUGUCAUCUGACAGUGAAGUGAAGACACUGCUGAAUUUUGUGAACUUGGCCUCGUGUGAUAUCAAAGCAGCUUUAGAUAAAUCUGCACCUUGCAGGAGAUCAGUAGACCACAGGAAAUAUUUACAAAAGCAGUUAAAAAGGUUUUCUCAAAAAUAUUCCAGGCUGCCAAGAUGCCACCCAAACAAAGGUAUGGAUAUGAGGAAAGAGCUGAUGGACAAACACAACAGUUUCAUGCAUAAUAAAGUAUUGAAUGGGAAACCCAUUGGAGCAGCAGAGAGAGAAAAUAACCUUGCUGGAAACGUGUGCACCCAGGAAAAUAGUAUUGAUGUUGGCAGACCAGAUCAGGUGCCCAUGAGAAAAAGGCAACUACCUGCCUCAUUUUGGGAAGAGCCCAGACCUUCAUCAAGCCUACUGGGUGAUGGUUGCCCUUCCACACUGGAUAUUAUAUACAAGGAUGCUGAGUCGUCUCUUCCUUUUUAUGAAGCCAAGAGAGGCAAGGCCUUGAGUAUCCAGAGCCCCAGUUCUCUCAGUGCCCACCUCUCAGGAGAGAAGGAAAUUGGAAGGCUGCCCCCCGUGGCUUCCAUCACAGAGUGGGUAAAUGCUUGUGGCUGCUGUCCAUUUCAGUACCACGGACAGGCCAUGUAUCAGCACAGUCACGGGGCGCUUGCUCACAAUCCAUUUGCUGCUCUGACAUUGUGGAGUAAAAACACAGUUCCUACAGUAGAGAUCCAGCACUUGUGCAAGGAGUCAGGACAGAGGAUAUAUAGACACGUGGUCUUAAAACCCAUUCCCACAAAGCCAGCCACCCCCUCUUCGGUGUUCACUAGAUUUGGAUAUAUUUAA
Bombina bombina (fire-bellied toad) is the source of this 874-nucleotide messenger RNA. It is a transcript of the gene FAM181A, whose product is annotated as family with sequence similarity 181 member A. The record is from RefSeq and is a predicted model, not a curated record. Lineage: Eukaryota; Metazoa; Chordata; Amphibia; Anura; Bombinatoridae. The transcript has a single exon. The coding region runs from base 32 to 874 and encodes 280 amino acids.